AAUGCUUAGUUGUGGGCCAAUGGGCUUUUGCCGGGUAAAUUGAGCCCAAAAUUAUAUCUUAGGUACCAAAUAUGGAAUCGACCACCAAUUAAAAAUAGCAUUCUUGCAGUUCCAAUUGCUUUUAGAAGCGAUCUGUCGCUGAUCCAAUCACAGCAGCGUACGUAUCUUUGUCAGUGUCAAAGGUCACUCGCGCUUUGGCUACUUGUACUUAGCUAGCCCGCCGCGCUGAUACGGGAGUCCUCGUUCUACUGCCAUGUGCUAGAGUUUACGCGUACAAAACCCUUGGAGUUGGGGAAGUGAAACUUAUCGUGUUUGUCAUUUAGCCACAAUGACAUCCGUCGGUUUAACUUUUGUGGUGAUUUGCGCCUUGGCCAGUAUCUGCGGGGUCGCUCAGGCAAAGGGCAAAUAUGCAGAAAGCGCAAAUACCCAGGACAACGUCAGCGACAGGUUUCGGACCAGGGUCGUCCAGCAAGUUUGGGAGAAAGCUCACCGGAUGAACUUUCCGCCAAAGAAGCUAGAAGAGCUGAGUCAUGUGUUGCAGCAGCACGACGUCAAGAUGCUGCAGCUCAAGAAACACCAGCAAGACGGUGGCGAUCCCGAAGGAGAGACAGAGGCCCUCUUGAGGCGAAGGUUGUCAGACAUCAUGCGGAAGUUUGGAAUCAUUCCCCCCGAGGGCGAGGACCCCAGACGGGCGAAAGAUUUUGGCCAGAAGAGAGACAUGACGGGGGAAGAGUUCAAAGACCACCGGCUAAACAAACUGUGGAUGAAAGCGCAGCAGUCCCCCAAUUUCAACACGCUGGAGCUAGAUCAACUCAAGGAGGAGUUGACCCACCACCAAGAGAAAGUGAACCAGUUUGAGCAGCUCUCCAGUCAGCUGUACAGCGACAGAACCAGAGAUGCCAAUCGGGUCGACAGGGACAAGAAGACGAUGGACCCAGACGAGCGGUCAGUCCUGGAGCUGGACCUGAAGAUUCAGCACCGCGAGCUGACCAACGACUUCCAGCGCCUGUCAUCCAAGCUGGUCCCUGACCAGCACAAGGGGGAGUUCCAGGAGCCCCGGGUCGUUAACCUCUGGCGAGAGGCUCUGUUUGCCAAUUUCACCGAGGAGGAGCUGGAAUCUAUAAGCACGGAACUGAAACAUUUCGAGGCCAAGCUCACCAAGUUUGAGGACUUGCAGGUGCAGUCUCUUCACGCCGAGAAAGAGUACCGGGUGGCCAAGAAACUCGGGGAGACCACCGACGCCAAGAAGCACAAGUCACUCAGGGACGAGGCCAGGGAGUUGGGGAACUCGGUUCAUACAUUUAUGAAUGACAUGCGAGGCCGCAUCCAACGAAACAGAGAUCGUGCUGACGAACUUUAACGUGCCCUCCAUGCAACGUGGCAUUUGCAAAGACAGCAAUCGUCAUCUGCCACCGUUUACUUAGUUAUGGAUGCAAGAGGAAUUUCUUUAUAUUUGACAGAAAUAUUGAAUUGCCUUUCUCCACUUUUGUGUGUAUUGAUAAUUUUAGCCAGCAUAAUAGCGAAUAUUUUAGAUUUUUCCUUCAAUCUAUUUUCAGCAAUUUCAUUCAGCAUUGCCACAAUUUUGCCUUAUUUGAGGCCUUGAGGUGAAGUUAUUUUGGGGUAAAAAGUGAUUACUUACGUAAAUGAAGUACUUAUAACCACUGUCCAUUUACUGUCAAGUUGGAAAAUUGUAUUUUGUAAAAAUGCAGCAUUGCAACAGAAAUGCUGAUUGGUUGCUUUUUUUUCUUUGGACAGCCCGAAUUAUUUGAAAGAGCCCUCUGUUGGUCGGAUCAUGGUCAGUGGGAGGUUUCCACUGAAAUUUGGCAAUUUAAUUGGCUAUUGAAAGAUAAGCCACAGUCAUCCAUAUUACCACUUCACCGAUAAAAGAUUAUUAAUUUUUAAAAAAAAAGUUUUGGAGACAGGUUCCCUCUCCAUAUUCCCCGGCGGUGGGAUUGGACCCAGCCUUUAGCGUGGGGGGGGGCACCUCCAGCAUGUUGCUUCACUGAUGUGCAUACUGCUCGGAAUAGCAAGUGGCUGUCGAGAAUUUGUUACAAGGAGAUAAUCUGUUUUUACACGGCCUCAGGUGUAAGGGUAUGCUUAAUUAUCAGAGGUUUUAUUCUUCAUCUUGUACUUAAU
This is a messenger RNA of Acanthaster planci (crown-of-thorns starfish), 2136 nucleotides long. It is a transcript of the gene lrpap1, whose product is annotated as LDL receptor related protein associated protein 1. Gene Ontology annotation, cellular component: endomembrane system; endoplasmic reticulum. Gene Ontology annotation, molecular function: heparin binding; receptor antagonist activity; low-density lipoprotein particle receptor binding. The record is from RefSeq and is a predicted model, not a curated record. Lineage: Eukaryota; Metazoa; Echinodermata; Asteroidea; Valvatida; Acanthasteridae. Gene Ontology annotation, biological process: regulation of receptor-mediated endocytosis.